Molecule: messenger RNA, 5002 nt
Organism: Hypanus sabinus (Atlantic stingray)
Lineage: Eukaryota; Metazoa; Chordata; Chondrichthyes; Myliobatiformes; Dasyatidae
Product: Krueppel-like factor 10
Exons: 4
Coding region: 135-1571 (478 amino acids)
Biological process (GO): regulation of transcription by RNA polymerase II
Molecular function (GO): RNA polymerase II cis-regulatory region sequence-specific DNA binding; DNA-binding transcription factor activity, RNA polymerase II-specific
Source: RefSeq, a predicted model, not a curated record
GCCUGGCCGGCCGGUGUCAACAGCUGCCAAAGUGGCUCCGUGUGUCGGUGCGGCGCCGCUUUUGUGAGCGCGGUCGCGUCCGGUUCACGAGUUUCGUCGCCGAAAGCCCAGAUUUGGGAAAGCGUGAAGAAAGGAUGGAGAUGGGCUUUGGAACACGCAGAGACAGUAGGUGUUACUGGGGCAGCCGGACGGAACAAGGGGACAUUGAGGCUGUUGAAGCACUCGUGUCAAUGAGUUGCAGCUGGAAGUCAGAUGGCAGAAGGUACACUGAUCUGAGACCACUAACACCUGCCUCCGAUGUGUCUGAAGAAUCUGAGGAUAGUUUAUCAUCCAGCUCUAAAGAUCUCCACACUUUGCCCCUUCUUUGUUUAACCCCACCGUAUAGUCCUCCAAUGUUUGAGGCAUCUCAAAUGGCCCACCCUACAAUUCCGACCCCUUCCGCUCUACCAAAAGGAGGAGUUCCAUUAUCCAGAGAAAUGACCAGGGCUGCAGCAGCGCCAGAGCUGGUGCCCGUCGAUGCAGCAUACUUAAGGAGUCCGCAUCCAGCCAAGGUAGCCACAGGCCAGCGAUCCCAGGCAACGAGCGUGAUUCGCCACACCGCUGAUGUCUUGCCCUGUACAGAUGGUUCCUGUCCGGUUAGGGUGGUCCAGGAAUCCGCGGGGCUGCCAACAGCAGCCGUGGGUGGAACUGAAGGGGAGGUGAUGGAAAGUGAUGGCACUGAAAAGAGAAACUGUGUAUCGCAGGAACUGAGUUUGUCUGUCCACCCAGUAAAUGAAAGCAAUGAAGGACCAAAUGAAGAUCAAAACCAAAACUCGGCUCCAGUAACUAAUUCCACAGUAGUUACAGGACAAGCUCUCCUUUCAAGGACACAUCCUCCUAGCAACACUGAGAUUCGGCAAAAUUCGGUGCUGGUGUCUCCUCCAGCUUAUUCCAGUGUCCCUCCAUUGCCCAUCAUCUGCCAAGUCGUACCGGUGGCUGCAGGCAGCCCCAUUAUGACUGCUGUAAUGCCCAACACUCCAGGCAAGCACCCGGCCAUGAUCCCUCCUCCCCUUGUCUUAAUGGGAGCUUCAGUUUCGAAGGCAGCCCUGAUGUUUGUCAUGCCACAGCCCGCGGUCAAGCAAGUGAAGCUGGGGGUCACCAGCCUCAAUGGCACCCGACUGUCACCCAUUGCCCCUGCCCCUGGGAUCCUGCCACCUGUCCAGAAGGAAGAAGCCCAGAUUGAUGUGUCUCGACAUCGCAGCCACAUCUGCCACCACCCAGGCUGUGGGAAAACCUACUUCAAAAGCUCCCAUCUGAAGGCCCACAUGAGAACUCACACAGGUGAGAAACCAUUCAGCUGCAAUUGGGAAGACUGUGACAGGAAAUUUGCACGCUCUGACGAGCUGUCUCGACAUCGCAGGACCCACACGGGAGAAAAGAAGUUUGUGUGUCCCAUGUGCGAGCGGCGGUUCAUGCGGAGCGAUCACUUGACCAAGCAUGCUCGCCGCCACCUCUCUGCUAGGAAGCUAAGCAACUGGCAGGUGGAAGUGAAGAAGCUGAACGACUCCAUCUCCCCAGUGUCGGCUCUUUAGUCCUUGUGACUCCAGCAGUCAUAUUCACGUUAACCAGUGCAAACAUCACCUAAUGGGAACAGUCGUUCAGUUCUGCUGAAAACUAUGGAACUGAGUGAAUGCAAGUUUUUAUGUAUUAUGUAUGUAUCUUGUAAAUGUUUAUGCUUAGAUGUAAGCAGAGCAUAGCAUGCAGAACUGAGAGAUUACAGAAAUACAUGAAAUUUGUAUGGAGGGAAUAUGUUACCUUCUGAAAAAUGACUGGUUAAAUGCAGUUCUUAUGUGCACAGUGCACACUUUGGGAAGGCGGCAAGUAAGGUGACUUCUAACUGUGAGAAAAGUGAGUUGGUUGCUCACCACCUCUGGCCCCAGAAGCGGCAGACUGCUGGCGAGUAUGCUAUCCAGCACCAAAGUCAGUAUGAGCUGUGGUCUGAAGUAUCAGGUGGCGGCUGUACACAGUGUGUCACUUCUCAGCGGUGAAAGGAGGAAAGGAGAAGUGAAGGAUCAGGAUCUUCCUGCAUUCAUACCUAGUGAAUGGAAAGGGUAACUAGGGAAAACAGUAAGGGAUUUCGGGCGCUGUCUGAGACAGCAAGGAAGCACACUCUUUGAAGCUCACAGUAAAUUUAUUAUCGAAGAAUGUAUAUGUCACCAUAUACUAUCUGGAGAUUCAUUUUGUUACGGGGAUUCACAGUAAAUACAUAGAAACACAAUAGAAUCAAUGAAAAAUCGUACACAAAGAUGGACGAACAACCGGUGUGCAAAAGUCAAUAAAUUAUGCAAAUAUACACAUUUACCCCAUGCUUGCUUUUGCCAAGAUGUUGGGGUAGACAUUUCUAUUUGUGUCAUAGGUGAGAUUACAUUAGCACAACCAAAUGUUCUGGAGCUGAAUGUUGGGACUCACCAUCAACAGGCAACUAAAGCAGAUCACAAUGCCCGUACCAAAUUUCCUUCCCCAACUAUUUACCUCUGCCUUAUGAAGUUCUGGCUAGAGGGGACGAAGACAAUUGACCAAAUGCUGAUUUAAAAACUGUCUUGGGGGAAUACUUAAACUAGCUAUUUUUGUGAUUAAAUUUUUGCCAAAUUUGCAAAUAUAACAAAAAGGAAAUUAAUUGUUCUUUUUCUCAGCAAAGAUGGAAACAUGUCAUUUCUUACAAUAUGAGUUUUUGACUUACAUAUCACUGUAUACAUUUACAUGUUUUAUAAUUACUUGUGUUGCUACUUAUUUAUUUCAUAUUGUUAUCACAAACUAUUGUUUAAUAAUCUACUUGCUCACUUAACUUUUUUUGUGCUCGUCUUCUUGGUGUCCAGCUCAUUUGCUCCCUCGAAUGAAGUUGCUCUGUUUGCAAACAUAAGACACAUGAACAGAAUUAGGUCAUUUGGCACAUCAAAUCUGCUCUGCUAUUCCAUCAUGGCUGAUGUUGCUAUUGUUUGUAGCAGUUUGGUGUUUCCUGAAUUGUUUUCUAAUAUUACAAGAUAGCAACACUUCAAAGAGUGCUGCACUGGUUGUAGAGAGAUGUGGGAUAUACUGAAAUUAUCAGACAACCAUACACCCAUGAAGUUACAUAGGAUCUAGCCUCUUAGUGUCCAAGUGAUCCAAUUCACAAGGAACAGGACACAAAUGAGAGCCUUGUUAUAAAGAUAAAGAUUAUCCUUAUUUGUCACUUGUGCAUCGAAAUAUAUAAUGAAAUGCAUCAUUUGUGUCAAAUCAAAUCAGCGAGGAUCGUGCCAGCAAUGGUCGCGACAGUUUCGACACUAACAGAGCAUGCCCACAACUUACUAACCCUAGCUGUACAUAGGAGGAAAUCCACAUGGUCAGAUGUUGCAGAACCAAGUGCCCUCAUUGAUGAUGAUGCUGACUGAUGCCUCUGCAGAUGCGGAGGAGUGUGAUUAGGGGAGGUUGCCUUCGUUGAGUAUACACCCAUGGGACCCGCCAAAAGUGUUGCUGUGAAGGCAGAAUACAUCCCUGCUGUCUGCACUGUAGCACCUGUGUGCCCAACGAGCCUCCCCAACCCGGGUGAGGAUUAUAAUGCCUUUUUGUCCUCAGCCAUCGCUCUCUAGCAGCUGGACAAGUUACCCAUACUAAUGUCUAGUUAAGAUAAAGUAAUUAAUUCUAAUUUAUUUGUCAUGUACAGUUUACAUCGAAACAAACAGUAAAAUGCACCUUUUGCAUUGACAGCCAGCGCACCUAACAAUGUACUGUGGGCAGCCCACAAAUAUCACCAUGCAUUCCAGCAUGCCCACAAUGUUCCACAGACUAACACAAGCAGCAGCAGCAACAAAAAGAAAGAUAACAGCCAAACAAGCCCUUUUCCCAUCACUUACACCCAUGACACAUCUCCCAAUCCCAGGACUCUGGGCCGCCAAUCCUAGUCCCCUGGAUUUUCAGCCUUCAACUUUGGACCACCCCAGGACUUGCCAAUCUUUUGUGCCUCAAGUUCUGGAUUCGCAGAUCUCCAUCCCUGGUAACCCAGCCCUCGGGACGACUUCUUUGGGCUUUUACCUUCAGCUUUUCCGGGUUUGAUGUUCAGGCCUAUACCCUACGAUCUCUUUUACUGAGACAUUACUGGGCUGCUGGUAACCUUGAGGUCAAAGAGCUACAGGGAAAAGUGCGAUUUCAUAUUGCUUUAUUAUUGUCACGCACCAAGAUACGGUGAAAACCUUUUGGUUCUGCAUGUCAUCCAUACAUAACAUUUCAAAGCAUGAGUACAUCAAGGUAGCACAAAGGGAACAACAUCAGAAUGCAGAAUAUACAUUCAGGGGCCACCUUAUUAGGUAUCUCCCAUAUCUAAUAAAGUGGCCAAUGAGGGUAUGUUUGUGGUCUCCUCCCGCAGUAGCCCAUCCACUUCAAGGUUCGAUGUUUGCAUUGCAAGAUGCUCCUCUGCACUCCACUGCUGUAAUGUGUGGUCACUUCAUUGCCGGCAGUUUCUUUAUAACACUGCCAGUUAAAAAUCAGUGAAGAGUGAAGAUCGGAGUUUGGGAGUUAAAAGAUUGAGGAAAGUUGAUUUCGAUGGAGAAACAGGUUCGACCUUGUUUGAUCCUCAUUCGGAAGGAAUUCGUUGGCUAUCCCCUUGUUAAUCCCUGCGAAAUAUAGCAGAAAGGGUUGGGUACAGUUUUGUAAAGGAAAGGUCAGUGCCUUUAAGCUAUUUCAUUUUCAUCUUCGUAAAUUCUCCGGGAAAAGUAUAGUUCAACUGGGAACCACAACAACACGACGUGAAAGAGAAUUUAAAUCAUCUAAAAAGUCUCUCCUUUAAUGGACUGUAAGCAUUUUGAACUUUUGCAGUACUACCUUGAAGAACUGUUUUUGCAACAUCACUUUAAGAACUGUUUUCACUUUAUUACUUUAAGAACUGUUUAAGCUGCCGCACAGCAGCUGACUUCCGGUUACGUUAGUGGUUUGCUUACUUUUUGGGGGUCUGUUUUUCUGUGUUUAAUAAAUGUUUUAUUUGUUAUAAAAA